UUGCUUUCAAACAGAACAAAUAUUGAAAAUAUCAAUCAUUUAAACAAUCCUCUCUCUCACCAAUUCUCUCUCUCUCUCUCUCUCUCUCUCUCUCUCUUUCCACAACCCAAAAAAAAAAAUCAAAUCCCUAAACCCUAACUCAAAACAAACUACACACAAACCUUUUCCCUUUUUGAGCUAUGACCUUUGAAGACUCCUUAAGAUCUCUUUCUCUUGAUUACCUUAACCUUCUCAUCAAUGGCCAAGCCUUUAGUGAUGUCACCUUUAGCGUCGAGGGUCGUCUCGUCCACGCCCACCGUUGUAUCCUUGCUGCACGUAGUCUUUUCUUUCGCAAGUUCUUUUGUGGCUCCUCCUCCGACUCCAACUCCUCUCCUGGGUCGGCUUUCGAUUCUCGUUCCCCUUCGGGAUCGAAUUCCCGUGGCAGCAGUGGAGCUACCGCACCAUCGCUUCCACCGCAAGGAGUUAUCCCGGUGAAUAGCGUAGGAUACGAGGUGUUUCUACUCUUGCUCCAGUUUUUAUAUAGUGGCCAAGUUUCGAUUCUGCCGCAAAAACAUGAGCCUCGGCCGAAUUGUGGCGAAAGAGGGUGUUGGCAUACACAUUGCUCCUCAGCCGUCGAUCUCGCUCUCGAAACUCUUGCUGCCGCUAGAUCUUUUGGGGUUGAACAGCUCGCAUUGCUUACUCAGAAGCAAUUGGUAAGCAUGGUAGAGAAAGCUUCAAUUGAAGAUGUAAUGAAAGUUCUAAUUGCUUCAAGAAAACAAGACAUGCAUCAGCUAUGGACUACUUGUUCCCAUUUGGUGGCUAAAUCUGGCCUUCCAACAGAAGUUCUAGCAAAACAUAUUCCCCUUGACGUAGUCGCCAAAAUUGAGGAGCUUCGCCUCAAAUCCUCCCUCGCCCGUCGAUCAUCGUUAAUGCCUCAUCACCACCACCAUCACCACCACCUCCAGCUCAGUACUGCAGCCGACCUAGAGGAGCAAAAGAUUCGUCGAAUGCGAAGAGCAUUGGACUCCUCCGAUGUCGAACUCGUCAAGCUAAUGGUCAUGGGCGAGGGCCUAAAUCUGGACGAAGCAUUGGCAUUACAUUAUGCCGUUGAGAAUUGCACCCGAGAAGUUGUCAAAGCCCUACUCGAACUUGGAGCUGCAGAUGUCAACUACCCCGCCGGGCCAGCCGGGAAAACACCUUUGCACAUCGCAUCCGAGAUGGUCUCGGCGGAUAUGGUAGCCGUCCUACUCGACCACCACGCCGAUCCAACCAUCCGAACAGUCGAUGGGGUGACACCGCUCGACAUUCUAAGAACCCUAACUUCAGAUUUCCUAUUCAAAGGAGCAGUGCCAGGGAUGACACACAUAGAACCAAACAAGUUGAGGCUUUGUUUGGAGUUGGUUCAAUCAGCAGCACUUGUAAUAUCAAGAGAGCAAGGGAAUAACAACAACAAUAAUGGAAAUAAUAAUCCAUCGUCUUCAAAUCCAAUUUAUCCACCAAUGAGUGAAGAUCACAGUAGCAGCAGCAAUGGAAGCAAUUUGAAUCUUGACACAAGAUUGGUUUAUCUUAAUCUUGGAGCUAAUUCUGGUUCAGCUCAAAUGGGAGCUGAUGGAGCUGAUCAUAGACAUGGAGGAAAUGACCCAACAAUGUAUCAUCAUUCCCAUGAUUUCUAAACUCUAUCUCACUACUUCAAAUUUUUAUUAUAUAUAUCUUUCUUUCUAUUUACCAAAAUAUAUAUCAUCAAUAUAUAUUUAUAUAUGUGCCGAUC
Molecule: messenger RNA, 1747 nt
Organism: Cucumis melo (muskmelon)
Lineage: Eukaryota; Viridiplantae; Streptophyta; Magnoliopsida; Cucurbitales; Cucurbitaceae
Product: BTB/POZ domain and ankyrin repeat-containing protein NOOT2-like
Exons: 2
Coding region: 180-1652 (490 amino acids)
Biological process (GO): plant organ development
Molecular function (GO): protein binding
Source: RefSeq, a predicted model, not a curated record